AUGGAGUCCGACUCCUCUAAAUCCAACUUCUGUCUGCUUCUUUUUUUUCUUCUUGUUUCUACUACCAUGUUGCCGGCAAUGGUUUCUGCUUCUCUUGGAAUCAACUAUGGUCAGAUCGGAGACAAUCUUCCGGCGCCCGAAAAAGCCGUUCCUCUCGUUCAGUCCAUCGGCGCCACGAAGGUGAGGCUUUACGACGCAAAUCCGCUAGUUCUUCGCGCAUUCGCCGGCACCGACAUUGAGUUAACGGUCGAAGUUGGCAACGAACACUUGUCGGAGAUGAGCGAUCCACAAAAGGCCUUGGAUUGGGUGAGAUCGAACGUCCAAGAAUACUUGCCGGCCACGAAUAUUACAGGCAUCAUGGUUGGGAACGAAGUGUUGACUCUCUACGACAGUGGUUUGAGCAACAACCUCGUCGCCGCCAUGCAAACCAUACAUGGUGCACUCCUUACUUUGGGGUUAGACAAGCAGAUCAAGGUAACUACUUCACACUCCUUCAACGUCAUGGAAACCUCCUAUCCUCCAUCCGCCGGAGCCUUCAAGCAAGAUCUAACGGGACAUAUUACUGAAAUCUUGGAGUUCCACAAUCAAACGGGUUCACCUUUCUGCGUCAAUAUUUACCCGUAUUUUGCAUACAAGGCAAAUCCAGAGAAAAUUCCUCUUGCCUACGUUGUUUUUGAGCCAAAUUCCGGGUUCGUGGAUCCGAAUACCAGUGUCAAAUACGACAACAUGUUUUUUGGGCAGAUCGAUGCCGUUUACUCUGCACUAUCUUUGUUGGGUUUUGAGGAGGUCUCUGUUUGCGUAGCUGAGACUGGUUGGCCGUCAAAGGGAGACGCCGAUGAAGCUGGAGCUACGAUUGAUAAUGCUGCAAAGUACAACGGCAAUUUGAUGAAGAUGAAUAUUGAAGUAGAUGUGUAUAUUUUUGCCUUGUUUAACGAAAAUAGGAAGCCCGGGCCAACGUCGGAGAGGAACUUUGGACUGUUCAAGCCGGACACGUCGCCGGUAUAUUUCGUCGGAGACACCACUAAUAAAUUAAACACCACUGAUGAAGCAUCUGCCAGUUUAUCUGCCAUCAAAAGAUUCCGCCUUAUUUUGUUUCUCUGCUUGGCAUCAACUGCACUGCUGUAA
Molecule: messenger RNA, 1125 nt
Organism: Corylus avellana
Lineage: Eukaryota; Viridiplantae; Streptophyta; Magnoliopsida; Fagales; Betulaceae
Product: glucan endo-1,3-beta-glucosidase 11-like
Biological process (GO): carbohydrate metabolic process
Molecular function (GO): hydrolase activity, hydrolyzing O-glycosyl compounds
Source: RefSeq, a predicted model, not a curated record